AUGCCCCGAAAGAAGCAAAAGGGUCCGGUUCGUGCCCGCGGUCCGUCUAAACCACAGACUACUUCACAAUCUAAGCCCAAGACCAAGGGAGCUGGGACCGAUGCACCUCAGAAGAAGGGACCGCUUCAAGCCAACCAGAGACCUAUUGUGCCUUUCUUGAGAGGAGAUCGGAUUUUAUUAGUUGGAGAGGGUGAUUUCUCAUUUGCCCGUUCCCUGGCAACACAAUACAAAUGUCACAAGCUAUACGCCACAUGCUACGACUCACGAGAAACACUCUUGGGGAAAUACCCACAAGCGGAGCAGAAUAUCCAAGAUAUCCUACAAGCACCCACAUCCAAAUCGAAGCCCAAAUCUACUUCAGAGCCAGAUUCAAAGUCAGAGACGGGGCUAGAGCCAGAGGAGCAAGAAACAGCCUUCAAAUCCACAGAUGAAAAACAAGGAACCCCCAAGAAAUCGUCAUCCACUGGCCCUAAGAUCCUCUACUCUGUAGAUGCCCGCAAACUAGGCUCUUCAGGAGGAGGAGGCAAGGAACUCAAAGCCGGAUAUCCGCGAAAAGAACGCAAACGACCAGCCUGGAAGAUCCAGCAAGAGCUACACGAAAUCCAGAAAGCACAACAGAAUGUGCGACAGUUGCUUAGACCCACGCUGGAAGUUAAGCCUGUGCAUACUGGAGUUUGGGAUGUGAUUUGCUUCAAUUUUCCCCAUGUGGGUGGGCUUUCUACGGAUGUUAAUCGGCAGGUUAGAGCGAAUCAGGAGCUUCUUGUGGGUUUCUUCAAGGCUUGUGUUCCUCUUCUUUCUUUAGCGCCGGAUGUUGUGGAUCCGGAUGAUGAUGAGUGGGAGGAGGGGGAGGAAGAGGAGGAAGAGGAGGAGGACGAAGAAGAAGAAGAGGAAGAUCAAAGUUCUGGGAAGCAGGUGAGGACUGGUCCGGGCCAGAUAUUGGUUUCACUUUUUGAGGCUGAGCCUUAUACUUUGUGGAAUAUCAAAGAUCUUGCUCGUCAUGCGGGAUUGCACGUCGUUACUAGUUUCCGGUUUCCCUGGACUUCUUAUGAGGGAUACUCGCAUGCAAGGACACUUGGAGAAGUUGAAGGAAAGAAUGGUGGGCGGGGUGGAUGGCGUGGAGAAGACCGGGAGGCUCGUAUGUAUGUUUUUGAGGUGAAAAAGGAGCCUGUCAAGUCGGACAAGAAGAGAUCUAGAGCCAAGGAUGAUUCGGAUAGCGAAUAG
Messenger RNA from Penicillium odoratum, 1221 nucleotides. RefSeq names its product 25S rRNA (uracil2634-N3)-methyltransferase. Gene Ontology annotation, cellular component: cytoplasm. NCBI's taxonomy places the organism in Eukaryota, Fungi, Ascomycota, Eurotiomycetes, Eurotiales, Aspergillaceae. The transcript is spliced from 2 exons. Gene Ontology annotation, biological process: rRNA base methylation. Gene Ontology annotation, molecular function: rRNA (uridine-N3-)-methyltransferase activity. The record is from RefSeq and is a predicted model, not a curated record. Bases 1 to 1221 code for a protein of 406 amino acids.